UUAGUUAUUGUUGCCCGUUUCUUUCUCCGAGCUGUGUUCCGAAAAGGUCUCCAGAAGUCAGCUGUUACUUGGAUAUUGGGUUUUGUUUUGUCUUUUGGAGGUCACUAACCACCCGACAACAUGCCAAUGUACCAGGUAAAGCCCGUCAUUGGGGGUGACAUAAAGAUUGAUUUGCCAACCUGCAUGUACAAGUUGCCGAAUAUCCACGUGCAGGAAAGUGCAAGUUGCUGCUCGGAACAUGCGCUUCAGAACAAAGGAACAGACGAGCACCCUGUAGUUAGAGCCCUCGAGGCACGUCAGGAUGAAAUUAUGCGUAGGCUCUAUGAGCUGAAGGCAGCUGUGGACGGCCUGGCUAAAACCGUGACCACACCUGAUGCUGAUGUGGACCUGACAGUGACCACUCUCUCCCAGAGCCCUGUAACCACAGCCUUCAGAGGAACCUCAGACCUGGACACCCUAUUGGGCAAGGAUCUUGGUGCCCUCCGUGACAUUGUGAUCAAUGCCAACCCGGCGCAGCCACCCCUUACGCUGCUUGUGCUCCAUGCAAUGCUCUGUCAGCAGUACCGUGUGCUCUCCAGCGUCCAUGUGCACUCUUCAGUGUCUGCUGUUCCCACACAGCUUCUCUCCUGCCUGGGGCUACGUCAUGCAGACAGCUACCUUCGCCAGCGCUUCCAGCUGGGCUUUACUCUUAUAUGGAAAGAUGUACCCAAGCUUCAGAUGAAGUUUAGCAUCCAGAACAUGUGCCCAAUAGAGGGCGAAUCCAAUGUGGCACGCUUCCUGUUUCGCCUCCUGGCCCCCUAUCCCAGCGACCCUGCACUGGCCACAUUGGUGGACAGCUGGGUGGACACUGCAUUUUUUCAGCUGGUCGAAGGUAGCACCAAGGAGCGGGCGGCAGUCCUUCGUGCCCUCAACAGUGCUCUCGGCCGCAGCCCCUGGCUUGCUGGGCCAGAGUUCUCAUUGGCUGAUAUUGCCUGCUAUUGUUGCAUCCUCCAAACAGGCCCUCCCUCCUCCACUCCAGCUAAUGUGCAACGCUGGCUUAAAGCGUGUGAGAACCUGGGCCAUUUUCGCCUUGCCCAGCUUCUGCUGCAGUAAACACAUCUCAUGUUGCUCAGAGAAGGGUAGGUAUAUUUUACCCCCUAAUAUACUGAUCCAGAAUCAGAUAUUGCCCCAAAUCUCCCUUUAUGGGAACAUUGCUUUGGGUGAGAUGUUCUAAUCCUAGAUUUAUAUGUAAGGGUGACUUUUACCUCAGGUGCUACCAGGGCAAAGCCUGUGAGGUUUACCUAUCUCUGCACUGUGCUUGAAACAAGAGCAAGGGGACGUUACAAAAAUGUAAUAUGUGGGCCAUAUGAGAAUACUUUUUAAGUGCUUUUUUCCUCACUUGGUCCAUGUCCGAAUACUUUUUAAAGGCUGUCUUUCUCACUUGGGUAUCAUUUUAACUGACUGAAGAUUUACUUUUUUCAUUUAGCAGACGCUGCUAUCCACAGCAACAUAAAGUAGUGAAGUAGUAAACAUUGCUUUCACCAGUUAAGUAAAUGUGGAAUCUUGAUUUCUCAAUCACAGGUAGCUUUUUAUGAUGAUUUGGAAGCUGCCAUGGUCCAAAGUGAGUAUGAGAAAUGCUGUAAACACCCACACACAGAUCUAUGUACCUCCUACCACUUGCAUAACAGGAUGUACAAACUAGAUGCUGAGUGUCUGUGUGUGGUAAUAGGUAUUACUUACUGUUUAUCAAACAAAGUGUGUGGAAAAGUGAUACAACUGAGCCCACUGAUGUGAUUUAUGACCAGUAAGGUUAAUACUUUGUGUUUCUUAAAAUAUAUUAAAAUGUCCACUUUGCAUUAAACUUCCGAAAUGUG
Molecule: messenger RNA, 1853 nt
Organism: Esox lucius (northern pike)
Lineage: Eukaryota; Metazoa; Chordata; Actinopteri; Esociformes; Esocidae
Gene: aimp2
Product: aminoacyl tRNA synthetase complex interacting multifunctional protein 2
Exons: 4
Coding region: 121-1092 (323 amino acids)
Cellular component (GO): aminoacyl-tRNA synthetase multienzyme complex
Source: RefSeq, a predicted model, not a curated record